CAAAUCGCAUCUUUCCGAAACCAAGAAACAACAGUUUGCAGAUCCGGACGGAUCGCAGAAGUUGCAGUUGUCCUGAGAAGAAGAAACCUUCUAGGCAGACACUUCUCAAAUUCGGGUGAUCCCGCCGGAUAUGUACAAGAAGAGAUGAACCCGUGACUCGACGCUAAUCCCGAGUUGCAAGUUGCGCGUUGCUGCCUCAAUUUGGCCACUAAGGGUCCAGGGGUCGUUGACGACAAGGCAAAUGUGCCCCUGGACAAAGUUCGGAUGGCGAUGGCCUCGACUUUUUCCUAUUUAACCCGUGCUGCUCCUGACCGCUCAACGGACUGAUAGCCUCUGCCUCUGUGCUUCAUUUGGCCAAAAAAGCAACUCGAAAAUCGGACGCCCCUUUUGAGACUUCCAGACCUCCCUCGGUUAACCAACCAGCGUACGGCAAUGUCAUCUAAUACCCAAGAAGACAACCUCCCAGCACCAACGUUCGAGGGCCGCCUCAAGCUCGAGACCUUCAUGUUCAACGGUGACACAGCGGCCGGCGGGCCGCGGCGGAGCCCACGCUUCUCUGCCACACCUUCUGCAGAAACCGCCACACCCCCAGUGGCAGCACCAGCCCGAGCCUCUCGCGGUCCAUCCAAGCGCAAAGCGCCUGGCGACGACAACAACAACGCCAAUGACAACGGUGAUACCGACACCACACUUAAACCCCCCUCCAAAUCCACACCCAAAUCCCCCUUCAAAUCCCCCUCCAAACGCGCCCGCCAAAGCGCCACCUACGCCCCCCCCUCCACCUACGCGCACCUCCCCCUCCUCCCCGACGCCAUCGCGCCCAACCUCCUAGUCCUCUUCAUCGGCCUCAACCCCGGCAUCCAAACCGCCCGGACGGGCCACGCCUACGCACACCCGUCCAACCGCUUCUGGCACCUCCUCCACUCCUCGGGGGUCACCCCGCGGCGCUGCUCCCCGACCGAGGACCGCCGCAUGCCGGCGCUGUACUCGCUGGGCCUGACCAACAUCGUGGCGCGGCCCAGCCGCAACGGGGCGGAACUGAGCCGCGCCGAGAUGGAUGCCGGCGUGGCGAUUCUAGAGGCCAAGGUCCGCCGCUGGCGGCCCGAGGCGGUGUGCGUGGUGGGCAAGAGUAUCUGGGAGAGUCUUUGGCGGGUGCGGCAUGGGCGGGGGAUUAAGCCCGCGGAGUUUCGGUAUGGCUGGCAGGGGCCGGAGGAGAAUAUGGGGGUUUUGGGGGAGGGGGUGGUGGUGCAGGCGGAGGAGGAGGUUGAGGAGGGGGUGGUGUAUAGUCCGGAUUGGAAGGGGGCGAGGUUGUUUGUGGCUUCGAGCACGAGCGGGUUGGCGGCUACGCUGUCGGCGAAGCAGAAGGAGGAGAUUUGGAAGCAGUUGGGGGAUUGGGUGGUGGAGAGGAGGGUGGACAGGGCUGCUGCUGCAGGUAGUGGUGUCGGCGGUGCUGCCGCUGCCACGUCCGCUGCGACUCCCCCAAGGGUUGGUGAAGUGGACUGCGAGCCGACUCCAGAAAGGAGGUGAAGUGGACUGCGAGCCGACUCCAGAAAGGAGGUGAAGUGUGGGUGUACUGCGAGUUUUCACAAUACGAACGUGGUUCAAG
Molecule: messenger RNA, 1606 nt
Organism: Chaetomium fimeti
Lineage: Eukaryota; Fungi; Ascomycota; Sordariomycetes; Sordariales; Chaetomiaceae
Product: uracil-DNA glycosylase-like protein
Exons: 1
Coding region: 433-1527 (364 amino acids)
Biological process (GO): base-excision repair, AP site formation
Molecular function (GO): uracil DNA N-glycosylase activity; pyrimidine-specific mismatch base pair DNA N-glycosylase activity
Source: RefSeq, a predicted model, not a curated record